This is a messenger RNA of Yarrowia lipolytica CLIB122, 2016 nucleotides long. RefSeq lists its product as uncharacterized. Gene Ontology annotation, biological process: amine metabolic process. Lineage: Eukaryota; Fungi; Ascomycota; Dipodascomycetes; Dipodascales. The record is from RefSeq and is a predicted model, not a curated record. Gene Ontology annotation, molecular function: quinone binding; copper ion binding; primary methylamine oxidase activity.
AUGACUCCCCACCCUUUCGAUCAACUCUCCGUGCCGGAGAUGGAGAAGGUUGUGACCGUGGUCAAGAAGGCCCACAACGGCAAAACCCUCCACCUCAAGUCCAUUGGCACCGAGGAACCCCCCAAGGCCCUCAUGGCCCCCUUCCUGGCUGCUAAGCGAGCCGGCAAGAACCCCACUCCUCCUCCCCGAGUGGCCCACUGCAUCUUCUACGUUCUCCAGGACAAGCUCGUCAACCAGUGCUGGAUCGACGUGACCCAAGGCACCGUCAUCAAGAACGAGGUCAUCAAGAAGGGUAUCCAUCCUCCCAUCGACCCCUGGGAGGCCAACGAGGCCUUCGAGGCCGCUUUCGCCCAUCCUCUGGUCAAGGACGCCAUCAAGAAGUGUGGUCUUGAGCACCUCAUCGACAACCUGACCAUUGAUGGAUGGAUGUAUGGCUGUGACUCCGAGCUGGAGAUGCCCCGAUUCAUGCAGAUGCUGGUCUACUGCCGAGACCCCAAGACCAACCACCAGGACUCCAACAUGUACGCCUUCCCCGUUCCUUUCGUGCCUGUCUACGACGUGCUCGAGAAGAAGCUGGUUCGAGUCGACUUCUGCGCCACCGGUGGCGACGACGACGAUGCCGCUGUCAAGGGCGUCGGAAACUACGACACCCGAACCGAGGGCAAGAACUGCAUCGAGCACUGUGUCGCCAACGACUACCUGCCUGAGCUGCAGGACAAGAUGCGAACCGACCUCAAGCCUUACAACGUGAUCCAGCCCGACGGACCUUCUUACAACAUUGACAAGGACGGCUAUGUCAACUGGCAGAAGUGGCAGUUCAAAGUCGGAUUCACUCCUCGAGAGGGUCUCGUCAUUCACGACGUGCACUACGACGGCCGAUCCACAUUCUACCGACUCUCCAUGUCCGAAAUGGCUGUUCCCUAUGCCGAUCCCCGACCUCCUCUCCACCGAAAGAUGGCCUUUGACUUUGGUGACUGUGGUGGAGGAAAGUGCGCCAACGAGUUGACUCUGGGCUGCGACUGUCUCGGUACUAUCAAGUACUUUGACGGCAACGUCUGCGACCCCGAGGGUAACGUCUUCACCCGAAAGAACGUCAUUUGCAUGCACGAACAAGAUGAUGGUAUUGGCUGGAAGCACACCAACUACCGAACCGACGUGGUUGCCAUCACCCGACGACGAAUCUUGGUUCUCCAAACCAUUCUGACCGUUGGUAACUACGAGUACAUCUUCGCCUGGCACUUUGACCAGUCUGCUGGUAUCCAGCUGGAGAUUCGAGCCACUGGUAUUGUAUCCACCCAGCUCAUUGAUGCCGGCAAGAAGUCCAAGUUCGGAAACAUUGUCUCUCCUGGUGUUCUCGCCGCUUCUCAUCAGCACAUUUUCAACAUGCGAAUGGACCCUGCCAUUGACGGACACAAGAACACCAUCUAUGUCAACGACACCGUUUCUCUGCCCUGGGACGAGAAGAACCCCCAUGGUAUCGCAUUUGAGAACACCAAGACACCCAUCGAGAAGUCUUGUUACCUCGACUCGGACAUCCAGAAGAACCGAUAUCUCAAGAUCUGUAACGAAAACAAGAUCAACCCUAUCUCUGGCAACCCCGUCGGAUACAAGGUUGGAGGUCUCGCCACUGCCAUGCUAUACGCCCAACCCGGCUCCAUUGCUCGAUCCCGGGCUGCCUUCGCUACCCACCAUUACUGGGUCACCAAGUACAAGGACCAGGAGUUCUUCGCCGGCGGUGUCUGGACCAACCAAUCUGCCAACGAGAUCGGUGGUGUUCAGGAUGCUGUUGCCCGAAACGAGAACGUCCGAAACGACGACGUUGUCCUCUGGCACUCUUUCGGCCUCACUCACCACCCGCGAGUUGAGGACUUUCCCGUAAUGCCUUGUGAGAUCAUGAAGGUCCACCUCUCCCCCAACGACUUCUUCACCGGUAACCCCUCUGUCGAUGUCCCCAAGUCUAAUCAGACUUUCAACCGAUCUGUCGAGGUCAAGGACUGCCGAUCUUGCAAGAUGUAA